Drosophila guanche is the source of this 589-nucleotide messenger RNA. RefSeq lists its product as uncharacterized. NCBI's taxonomy places the organism in Eukaryota, Metazoa, Arthropoda, Insecta, Diptera, Drosophilidae. The transcript has 2 exons. The coding region runs from base 45 to 572 and encodes 175 amino acids. The record is from RefSeq and is a predicted model, not a curated record.
CAAAAAUACUACAUACAUUUGUACAUCAAUGUGUUGAGGCUGAAAUGUCGAACUGCACUGUCGAACAUUGUUUCGUUUUUUGGAUCCAAGUCACAUUUUAUCGGGACUGUCAAGUCCCAGAUACGAGUUCGAUACAGCUGGAUACAGUUUUAGUCAUUAAAGUCCAUACGUUGGGACUUACCCAGCUGAUAUCUUUAACAAUGGGCAUGCUGAAUGCUGUCAUGAUUUUAUGGUGUGCCAUGCUGAUGGUGGCGCAACCAGGGAAGGGCCAGGGCCAGGGCCAGGGCCAGGGUACGUGGGGCAUGCUCUCGGAUGAUGACCAUGCCAAAGUCAAAGAUACGGGAUCGUGGAUGAGUGAAGAAACUGACGGAACCACCAUGGCCAUGCCAACAGGCAGUCCAGAUGAGGAUUACAACAUUUUUGGCGUUACCGAAGCAGCACCUAAAGGCAGAUUGACCAUCACAUAUGCACCCCAGAUCCGUGAGCCUCGCUUUGGCUCAUCGAAUGGACGUGACACCGAUUUAGAGCGCCAAGUGACAUUGGCUCAAUUGGCGCCAAGCGCCGCAAAUUAGCGCUGAUGCAAAAACGU